AUGGACGGUGUGCUCAAGAAACGAAGACCCGAGAGGAUAUCCAGAGCGUGUGAAAACUGCCGCAAACGGAAAAUCAAGUGUUCUGGUGGACCGGUGUGCCGUGAAUGUUCCAAGUACCUGGAACCAUGUAUUUUCCGGAAGCACUAUCGAGAGUUCAGGAAGGUUGCAAAGGCAGAAACCCCAACGUAUGUUGUUUCUAAUGGCAUUUGCCCUCAAGAUUAUACUAAUCUUAGUCUGGAUAUCAAUAAACAUAUCCAAGUCCCCGACUACUUGUCGGUGGGUCUCAGUAGUGGGAAUGCCUCCAAUGAGUACUUUGGUCCUGCUAGCAAUUUCUCUUUUGUAAGCCAGCUAAAUCACUUCCUACGAGAGCUCGAAAAGUCAGACAACAAUGAUCAUGACGACAAAUUGUCUUUCGACAGGUUCAACAUGAAACCCACAGUUCUAGAAGAGUCUUCUUCAAAUAAUUUCACCUUGGCUAGCAUUACUUCUGAGAAGAUGCAUUCAUACUUGGUGGCGUACCUUGAGACAUGGACGGUUCCAUGCCCUAUUUUUAAAGCGGAGGAGCUAUUUCAGUUAUCAUCACAGACAUGGAAAAAUGCCCAUGCCCCUGAUAUAGACACUGCGCUACUCUAUGUAGUUCUAUCGAUGGGAGCAUCGGCAGCCUAUUUUGAUCAAGGGGGCAGUCUUUCUGCGUUUCCAGAGAGCCGGGGUUUCUUUGAUUUAGCUGUUCAGACCGUGCCUUCCAUUUUCUCUCAGAUCACUUUCGAUGCUGUAAGAGUACUCUUCCUCAUGAGCAUCAGCGCUAGCAACCUUGGAGACACUGCUCUUUCAUACAUAUAUUCCGGAGCUGCCGUUAGAACGCUGAUUGCCAUAGGUCUCCAUAAAAACAAUCCUGUGAGCAGCACCUUUGACAUGCAUCACCAAAGACGAGUGUGGACAUCGACGUGGCAAUGGGAGAAGUACUGGAGCUUCUGUGUUGGUCGUCCAAGUUGUACCAGAGAUGAUAUGCCAAUCCCAUUGGUCGUCACCGAGUCAUUUACAUGUGAUGGCUAUGGCGAACAUGGUCGAUUCAAGAUGAACGAAGAACACAUGCGUCUCCGAGUGUUCUUCGGAGCUACAUGCUCCAAGAUUCAUUCGGAGUUGUACAAUUCUAAGAAAGAUCUUUUAACUAUACUCAGUACUGUUGAGAAGUUGUCGAACGACAUAGACAACGCAUACUUUGCAAGCAAGGUUCCACUUCUAGUACAAGCCGAAGUAGAUGAAAGAGCCAAAGACCUCGACAUCAUCGCAGUCCGCGAGUGGUUUUGGAUCCGCAUUUACUACUUAUACUUGAAACUCAUGAUUUUCCGACCAUUCUUGAUUUUCCAUGCUUAUUUGAAGAACACGAGCGCAGACGUCCCAGUUACCAUUCGUGAGAGACUCAAAGUGGGAAGAGAUAUCUGUGUCAACGUGGCCAUUGAGCUUUCUACAUUCAUUAUUAAGUUGAAUACCCAAGUCCGGAUGAUUCAACCAAUUUUGUUUAUCUGCACGUACCUUGAGAGCACGUCUACCGUUCUAUUGUUCUACAUAGUGAGCAGUCUAGCAAAUAUUCCAGGAGAUUUAGCCCGCAAGAUAUGGGAUGUUCUCCAGGAUACGCGGCGGUUUCUCAAUGGUUCUUCUGGGCCAUAUCUUGCCAGCACACAGCUAUUUGCCCAUGAUGGGUUGAAAUCCUUAUACGAUGUUCUCAUGAAGAAGGAAAAUUCACAGAACAAGACAUACUUUGACAAGUUUAUGCAACCCGUUAUGAUCGCGACUCCUGUGAUGGAGCCCAGUGAGAGCGGCCAAAAAAUUGAAUGUGAUAAUAAUGACGGUGAUGUGCUCGAUACCUUAGACACUGCCGGAUUAGAAGACUUCUGGAAACAAACGUUGGAUUGGAUCACCUAUGCUUGA
Molecule: messenger RNA, 1929 nt
Organism: Sungouiella intermedia
Lineage: Eukaryota; Fungi; Ascomycota; Pichiomycetes; Serinales; Metschnikowiaceae
Source: the annotation of a GenBank genome assembly